GGAGGCAGCCCGAGCCUGAAACGGGCGUGAGGCUUUCGACUGAGCACGGGUCCUGCCUCCCAGGUCAUCCGCAGAAAGAGCAGGGGCUGUGAGCACUGUUUGUAGUGCCUGGAGGAAAGGGGCUGAGCAGGGCAUGCGUGCUAAACAUGGAGGAGGAUGAAGAGGAAGAUUACAUGUCUGACUUAUUUAUUAAAGGUUAUUAAUUCUUAGGCAGGAUGUGAGGCCAGGCUUGCCCAUGGUGCGCCGGGUGAAAGAAGCUAUUCAGAAGGAAGAAAAGCAAAAAGAAGCCAACGAGAGAAACAGACAGAAGAGCGUGAAAGAAGAAGAAAAAGAGCGACGUGACUUGGUGUUGAAGAGUGCAUUGGGCAACGAGAACAAAGGCUUUGCUCUGCUGCAGAAGAUGGGCUACAAGAGUGGCCAGGCCCUUGGCAAAAGUGGAGAAGGCAUUGUUGAACCUAUUCCUCUGAACAUAAAAACAGGCAGAAGUGGGCUUGGUCAUGAGGAAUUCAAAAAGCGAAAAGCUGAAGAAAAACUAGAAAACUAUAGACAAAAACUCCAUAUGAAAAAACAAGCAAACGAACAAGCUGCAGAUCAAUUCAGAGUAAGGUUCAAAAACAAACAAGAAGAACGUAAGAUGGAAGGAGACCUUCGAAAAAGCCAGAGGGCCUGCCAGCAAUUAGAUAUGCAAAAAGAUAUUGAUGUUCCCAAGGAGACUUGGUAUUGGCUAGAACCUGAAGAGGAAGACAAGAAGGAUGAAGAAGACAAGGACGAUGAAUGCACAAGCUCAGAUUUAAGUGUAUUAGAAAAGCUACAACUCCUGACUGCAUAUUUACGACAAGAACACUUUUAUUGCAUUUGGUGUGGAACGACCUAUGAAGAUGCUGAAGAUUUGUCUACAAAUUGCCCUGGAGACAGUGCUGCAGAUCAUGAUUAAAGCCUUUCUAAAGCAAGGAGUUCUAGGUAAAUGUUUGCUGUUCUGGUCUGCAGCCAGUGGGAGUGAAUGGUGAUGUGACCAUUUUGGCCAGCAAGCUCCUCAAUGGCAGGAAGGCUGAACACCAUGGAAGAGACACGUCCUAAGUCUUGCUCUUGCUUCUGAUAUAUUAUGGAAUUCCGUAAGUUUGAAUCAAACUGGAUUUAAGCACAAUUUGGAAGACUCUUAAAAUGGUGUUUACUGAGUAUGAGCUUUAAGUGAGUUGUCUUUAUCAACACUCUUCAAAAGCUCAAGUAUUUCAGAUGCACGGAGUCUUUUUGAGGCAUCAUUUGAAAGCAUGCUUUUGAUUAUGGGUACCUGCAAAAAAAAUUAAACUUGAAUUAUUUUUUUAUGAAUAAAUAAAUAAACUAACUGAAAUAAUGUAUUCUAAUACUGUACCUGUGAUUUAAAUCGCUCAGUGAAGCCCUCUGGAAAUCUACCUUCUCUUACAUCAUGCCAUACCUGAAAUUCAUAUGAGAUAAACAGUUUCAGUAUGCUUUUAUUCAUUAUAAUUUGUAUCUCAUUUCACAACCCAUAUAAUUUACAGAAGUAAUUAGUAGAAUACAAAUCUACAAAAAAGGUAAGGCUGCAAAAAGAAACUAUAGAAGUUUGAAAAAUUCUUAUUUAGUUGAACUUUGUUUUGCUUUUAUGGUCUUUUUUGUAAACUGUUGUCCCUUCUUAAGCUUAAAAGCUUCACAAAAUACAAUGAUCUGUUUGUUUCGGCAAACCUCUCUACUUAAUAACCAUUAUCCUUCUGUCCUCAAAUAAUAAUAAUUAAAAAAACAAACAACACA
Molecule: messenger RNA, 1764 nt
Organism: Oxyura jamaicensis (ruddy duck)
Lineage: Eukaryota; Metazoa; Chordata; Aves; Anseriformes; Anatidae
Gene: GPATCH11
Product: G-patch domain containing 11
Exons: 9
Coding region: 236-934 (232 amino acids)
Cellular component (GO): kinetochore
Molecular function (GO): nucleic acid binding
Source: RefSeq, a predicted model, not a curated record